GUGCAUCACUCUCCUCUGCACAUUAGGCUGGUGUGAGAUAAAGUGAACAAGGCAGUCGGACCAGACCUGUCACCAUGCAGAGGGUAGCUGUGUUGAUCCUUGUCGCCUGCUGUGCUUUCACAGCACUGUCAUUGGCUGAAGAAACAAAUAAAUCCAAACCAGCUGCUUCUAUGAGUUCAGCAAAGGCAUUUGGCGCUACCACCUAUCCUACAACAAUCCACCUGAAGCCCACGACUAAAUCCACGACUCCUAAACCUACAACUCCUAAACCCACGACUCCUAAACCCACAACUCCUAAACCCACAACUCCUAAACACACAACUCCUAAACCCACUACUCCUAAACACACAACUCCUAAACACACAACUCCUAAACCCACAACUCCUAAACACACAACUCCUAAACACACAACUCCUAAACCCACAACUCCUAAACACACAACUCCUAAACACACAACUCCUAAACACACAACUAAUUCCACGACACAUACACCCACGACUCCUAAAACUACAACAGCAGCACCUAAGCCUACUCCAGCUACCAAUGUGACUGUGGGAAACUACACUCUGAAGACAGGAAAAGGAGAGACUUGUCUAAUGGCUCAGAUGGCGCUACAGAUCAGACUGACAACACCCAAGGCUAAUGGGCGCUUCAUUGUCCAACCACAGAAAACUAAGACAAGUGGUACAUGCCUGGAAAACAAAGUCAAUCUGAACAUUUCCUUUGAAGAAGGCUUUAUUACCUUCUCCUUCAACAAGAGUGUUGAAAACAACACAGUCUAUGUUAAUGCUGUAUCUUUCCAACUGUACUACCCAUUAACUCAGACAGGAUCUCAAAUGUACAAGGUCACCAACGGGUCGGUGCAUCUGUUUGCUGCAAAGAUUGGACACUCCUACUCCUGCAGGAACGAAUCUGUCAACAUGGGACAGGGACUGUUCUUAGAUAUCAGUAAGGACAGAAUGCAAGCCUUCAAUAUCACCAAGGAUACCUUUGGAUAUUCUGACCCCUGUCCAGCAGACCAGCCUGAUUACCGUGUCGCCAUUGCAGUGGGAGUGACUCUGCUGGUACUCAUUGUCAUUGUUGUGAUUGUGUACCUGCUGAGCCGGAGAAAAAGGACAGCUGGCUACCAGUCACUCUGAGGCGGGAUCGUCCAUGGUUCUAAAAGGAGUGACCCUCUGUACCCGGGUGCCUGUGAUCUUGAGUAAAAACGCACUUCCCCUGAGGCACCUGCUGCCACCUUUUACUCACCCUAUUUGUUGCAUGCAUUGCUAUUAAUAAUUGUUUGAGUCAGGCGCCUAUAUUACAACUUUAAACAUAGUUAAAAAAAUUUACUCACAAGUUUGACCCCAAACUUCAUCAAAAUGAUACAAUAAACACCAAUUUCUGGAACACUAAAUUCUCUUUAAACUGACACUUUCACAAAUCAGCUGACUAAGAUGUCCUAAUGAAAAUCUCUCAUCAUCGUUGCACGCUUAUGUUAAGAAAAAGACAUCAUAAUUAGUUCACUAGCACAUUUCUCUCCGCGUCCCUAGCAUUAUACUGCCACGGUUUAGUGAGAAAAUUACAGUUAAGAUUUUAACUGUUAUUCUUUGAAAUUUACAAACCGACUUGAUCAAAAUUAUUGAUAGAUUUAACUGUCUCCUAAAUUCCUUGAUUUUUUAAAAAAAGUCUUUUCCUAUUUGUAAUCAACUGGUAUUCAGGAGAUUUGUAGGGUAUAUAUCACAUGUGUGAAAAAUAAUUAACACAAGGGACAACUGAAAGGGAUUAUUUUAUUAUUAAUUGCACUGAUUGCUAUUUAAUUGUCUUCCUUGGACUACAUGUUCUACUUUCAGUUAAAAUCAGUGGCUAAUCUUAGAGCAUACACUGCUGGAUUAUCUUAUAUGUUUCUUUUAAAAUCAAAAUAUAUAAAAAUUAAGGAAUGUGUACUUCUGGGGAUGUCCCGAAGUUAGUGAUUGAGACCAAACUCAGAUAUUACAUGUUGUAAUAUCAUCAUGAUUCCAGGCGUUCUAACGGUUCUGAUUCCAGUACUUGCUGCACAAAGAUCCAACAGUUUUCAACAACUUUUAUUUGAGAACACAAAAAUUUAUGUCCUGGAACAUCCCCAUGCUGAGCUUAGAAAUUCUUUCUCGGUAACGUCGGCUGCUGUUACACCUGCAUCAAAGCAGGUGCAAGUGUGGGACAGUUGAACAAAGCCUGAGCCAGUUUGGAUCUAAUCAAACACUUUAAUGCAGUCAGGAAUGUAACCCAGUUAUACAAAACAUGAUUUUGUACAAAGCCAGUUUUAGAUUAAUCUUUUUUUUUUUUCCUUUUUUGUAUUUCCUAAGUGUGGUUCACUGGUUUAACGGUGCAGUUAUUAAGAUUUUAUAAACGCAAUUUAAUUAACUGGACUUAAUGUGCAUAUAUAUGGCUCACAUUCAUUUUUAUAUCAAGAGCAAAAGUUUCAUACAUAUAGGAUUUUCCUUAGGUUGUGUGUUCACUCCAAAAUGGAAUUUAAAACUUGACUUGCUUUAGUUUUUAGAUAAAGAUACAGUUAAGUUGUGCUCUAGAGAUAGAUGUUUUUCCCACAGAGACACUGUGGUUUGCACUAAAUUAAUGAUUGCAACAAGAAAGAUUACACAGUAGAAAAUCCAUUCCUAAGGAGUGAAGUGGCAUGCUAUCAUCAUCAACUGAUGUAUCAGUGGGCUUUCUGCUUUUAUUAGAUCAAACGAAGAAAAUUCUAUAUGCAAUUACAAAAAAACAACAACAACUACCAACAGUCUAAAGGGAAUGUAUUGCAAGGGAUGUUCAGUUGUCAUUUAAAAAGGGAAAACCAAACAAACAAAAAAAAGAGAACUGAAUAAGAGAUAUUCGAAAUUGCUGGUGAAACGUUUCCUACCUUAAUCCAGAUGAAUUAGGGUACUCUGGUGGGAUACAGAACAGCAUCUUCUAUUGAACACAGAAAUUGCUUAAGUGGAUCUCCUAAAAUGUCUGAUGAGGCGAAACCAUGCUGCAUUAUCAGAUACACUGAGGGAAUUGUAAUUGUUUUAAAUAGAAUACAAACCUUGCAACUGUGGUGGGGAAUUUUAAAGUAUUAUACAGUGAAUAUGUUCUCGUAAAAUUCUUGAUGUUACACUGUUCAUGCCUCCAGGUCCUGAGGUUGUUGCACUGCUGUGCAUUUAUGUGUAUGGAUGCCCACCAGAUUUACAGUGUGAUGUAAAAUAUGGCAGUACACAAAAGAGGGACAUAUUUUUAUUGAUCAUUUAUUUGCUGCAUAUGAACUGUUUUGUCAGUUGCUGUCUUCCCUUGCUAAUAAAAAUCUAUUUCCAA
Molecule: messenger RNA, 3306 nt
Organism: Fundulus heteroclitus (mummichog)
Lineage: Eukaryota; Metazoa; Chordata; Actinopteri; Cyprinodontiformes; Fundulidae
Product: macrosialin
Exons: 6
Coding region: 75-1139 (354 amino acids)
Cellular component (GO): membrane
Source: RefSeq, a predicted model, not a curated record